Molecule: messenger RNA, 558 nt
Organism: Huiozyma naganishii CBS 8797
Lineage: Eukaryota; Fungi; Ascomycota; Saccharomycetes; Saccharomycetales; Saccharomycetaceae
Gene: GMC2
Product: Gmc2p
Exons: 1
Coding region: 1-558 (185 amino acids)
Source: RefSeq, a predicted model, not a curated record
AUGAAGGGAAUACCACUACAGAAAGGGGAGAAGGCGCAGAGAUCACACGUUGGAGAGUGUACGAGAUUGAUGACGGGGACACCAGAGGUGCAGGACGAUGUGAGGGCCCCCUUGGGGGAGUUUGCCCGUUUGAAUUGGUUGGACGGCGGGUACGUUGCCACCGUGCAGGAGGGGCUCAGGGGACACGAGCAGUUGAACAAGAUCCAAGAGAUGACACGGUUGCUGAAGGGGCUCAGUGAGGAAGGUGAGCAGCUCGGGGGGUCCCCCGAGUCCGAGAACUUCGACUGGACCGCGGUGUACGAGGUCGCGUCCCAGGUGAUCGACGAGUACACGGAGAGGGCGGACAAGAUAUGGGGGCAACUGGACAACCUUAACAGGAGGGUCUGUCUGUGGCAGGACUCCGCGUUCCAGAUGGACACGCACCGCGGGUUUCUGGACGUCAACAGGGCGGAGAAGUGGAUGGACCUCAAAGAACGGUACCUCGGGCAAAAGAGGAGAUUGCUGACACAGUCCGUCGACGAGAUAAAAUCGACAGUCGCUAAGCUACCGACGACGUGA